GCCGUUAGCGCGGCUGUUCUGGACAGGGCGCUGUUUGUGGGAGCGCCGCGAAGGGGGCCGAGAGGGUGGUGCGCCUGAGACGCUUUCCUACGCGCGCCAUGCUGCCCGGCCGGCUGGGAGGAGCUGAGGCGGGCCGGGGGCGGGGCUGGCGCCGGAAUUCCGAGGCGGCUUCUUCCUCGCCGCCACUUUUCAUUUCUCCUCCGGCUACUACCGAGUGUUGGCCUUUCCCGCCGCCGCGGCGGCUGGUGGUGCUGCUGGGCGGGAAGCGCCGUUUGCUGAGGAGCCGCGGAGCAGGGAGCCGCCGGGCGGUAUAUGUGGUGUUUGUAAACAUGGCAGUGCCCUUUGUGGAGGACUGGGACCUAGUGCAGACUCUUGGAGAAGGGGCCUACGGAGAAGUUCAACUAGCUGUCAACAGACGCACUGAAGAAGCAGUUGCAGUGAAAAUUGUUGACAUGAAACGAGCAGCAGAGUGCCCAGAUCAGAUUAAGAAGGAAAUAUGCAUUAACAAAAUGUUAAGUCAUGAGAACAUUGUAAAAUUCUAUGGGCACCGACGAGAAGGCAGUAUUCAGUAUCUCUUCCUUGAGUACUGCAGUGGAGGAGAACUCUUUGACCGAAUAGAGCCUGAUAUAGGAAUGCCUGAAGCAGAUGCACAGAAAUUUUUCCACCAACUUAUAGCUGGUGUGGUCUACCUCCACAGUAUAGGAGUAACACACAGGGAUAUUAAGCCUGAGAAUCUCUUGCUAGAUGAAAGAGAUAACCUAAAAAUCUCAGACUUCGGUCUAGCAACUGUGUUUAAAUACAAUGGUCGUGAGCGAUUGUUGAACAAGAUGUGUGGCACACUCCCAUAUAUCGCCCCAGAGGUCCUUAAAAGAAAAGAUUUUCAUGCUGAGCCCGUUGAUGUCUGGUCCUGCGGAAUAGUGCUCACUGCUAUGCUGGCAGGAGAAUUGCCAUGGGACCAGCCUAGUGAUGCUUGUCAAGAAUACUGUGAUUGGAAAGAAAAGAAAACGUACAUUUCACCAUGGAAGAAGAUUGAUUCAUUGCCCUUAGCUUUACUUCUCAAAAUAUUAACGGAGAACCCUACAUCAAGGCUUACUAUUGCAGACAUAAAAAAAGACAGAUGGUAUACAAAACCUCUAAAGAAAGGUAUAAAGCGACCUCGGGUCUCUUCAGGGGGGCUUUCAGAUUCACCAGGAGCGUUUUCUAAGCACAUUCGAUCUGACAUGGACUUCUCGCCUGUGAAAACUGCACACAGUGAGGAAAGAAUGACGUGUUCCAAUUCCCAACCAGAACUGGGAACUGGCCUCUCCUUGUUGGACAGCAGCCCAGCGAGUAUUGACAAGCUAGUGCAAGGGAUCAGCUUCUCCCAACCAGCCUGCCCUGAGCACAUGCUGCUGAACAGCCAGUUGCUUGGCACGCCAAGUUCUUCCCAGAACCCUUGGCAACGCUUGGUGAAGAGAAUGACCCGUUUCUUUCUGAAGCUGGAUGCGGCUCAGUCAUACAGCAUCUUGAAGGAGGUUUGUGAAAAGAUGGGCUAUAUCUGGAAGAAAGGCUGCACAAACCAGGUCACCAUAUCAACCAUGGACAGAAGAAACAACAAACUAAUUUUCAAGGCAAACCUAGUGGAAAUGGAAGACAAAAUUCUUGUGGAUUUCCGUCUGUCAAAGGGUGAUGGUUUGGAGUUCAAGAGGCAUUUCCUGAAGAUCAAGGGGAAACUUAGUGACGUUGUCAGCGUGCAGAAGCUGUGGCUUCCAGCCACAUGAUUGUGUUUGAAGUUGAAAGCUGAUCAGCAUUGGAUCUUGUCACUCUGACUCAGUGUCUUCUGCUGAGAGACAGUUAUGCCUGCCACAGUCUGAACUCAGAUGUUUGGUGGUUUACUUGGUUAAGUAAAUCCAUUUACUGGUGGUGACAGGUAUAUAAGUAAUCUGACUGAUCAUGACAAAGUUGCCAGUGCCUUAGUUUACGGAAAGAAUUAUUUUUGUAACUCAUUCAGAACCCAAAUGCCUGUAUUCCUUUCUUUCUCCAAACUGCUGCAGUCACAGAACAAUGAAAAUUGGAGUCUGAAAAUCCGCAGCAUUCCUGUUUUUAAAGUUUUCAACAAAAGUUCAAUUUUUGUAAAUUUGAUACUAUAUGCAAAAUACUAGGAAUAUAGAAUGAUGUCCGUAACAUGGCAUGUUGUUUGGCUUGUAAUAAAUUGUGGAUAUCAGUAUGAAGGUAUGCUUCAGGGUUUUUUUGUUCAGUCUAAGGUAAAGCUAGAGAAUAAGGCAUCCCCAAAUCCAUCAGAGGGACAUGAUGCCAUUUUUAGAGCUUUUUAAAACUUUCCAAACACUGUGGGACCCUAAUCCUGCUGGGAACUACAGCAUAGGGAGAUGAGGCGCUCUUGUCCCCCCACCUCGACAUUUUGGUUCUUAAAAACAGAAGGGGAGAGACCAGGAGCUCCUUAUCCCCCUGUGUUGCAGUUCCCAGAAAAAGUAUGGCUCCCCCACAACAUUCUCAAAAGUUUUUUUUUUUAAAAGCUAUAGAAUGGUGCCAGGUCCCUGUGACAAACUCGGGGAUACUGUAUUAUCUAGUUUGGCUCUAAGAACAUGAGUGAGAACUACAAGGAUUAUUGGAGGUCCUUGUUACAUUUUCAACUCUUAGAUCAUAUUCAUCUGCACGCACAUCCUUCUCCCCAAAAAAGAUCUGACACAACCUGAUGAGUCUAGAAUAGAAUACCAAGGGUGGCCAACGGUAGCUCUCCAGAUGUUUUUUGCCUACAACUCCCAUCAGCCCCCAGCCAGCAUGGCCAAUGGCUGGGGCUGAUGGGAGAUGUAAGAAAAAAACAUCUGGAGAGCUACCGUUGGCCACCUCUGGAAUAGUCUAAGGUUUCCAUUCUGUGAUUUUAUUUUCUUUGCCUCCAGGUGUAUUUCAGGUAAAUGCCUUAGGGUCAUUUUAAUUAUGCCUUGUACUGCCACCACACCCCAAGGUUGGAACCAUGUUCUUGACUUGAUCAUAUUAAAUGUACAAUAAUGUGAAUUUUUAAAAUGUGUGUGUGUCAAAGAAAAAAUCCUUAAAGAAAACACUUUACACAAUAAAGAAUGUUUCAACUUA
Heteronotia binoei (common prickly gecko) is the source of this 3087-nucleotide messenger RNA. It is a transcript of the gene CHEK1, whose product is annotated as checkpoint kinase 1. Gene Ontology annotation, cellular component: nucleus; site of double-strand break; cytoplasm. The record is from RefSeq and is a predicted model, not a curated record. Gene Ontology annotation, biological process: protein phosphorylation; mitotic G2 DNA damage checkpoint signaling. Bases 99 to 1760 code for a protein of 553 amino acids. Gene Ontology annotation, molecular function: protein serine/threonine kinase activity; ATP binding. NCBI's taxonomy places the organism in Eukaryota, Metazoa, Chordata, Lepidosauria, Squamata, Gekkonidae. The transcript has 13 exons.